AUGGAAGAGCAGAAGAAGAGGCGACUGGAGGAGGGCACCAGAGCGAACAGCGUGGCGGAGAGCUCCCCCCCCUUCCCCCUGAGGAGCAAAACGAGCGUAGGGUCAACCAACUCCCAAAUCACGGAGACGAAGAAUAAACAAGGGGUCUACCCAAUAACGGAGAGUAACCUAAGAAUUCUGGAAGGAGAAGACAGGAGCGAAAAGGCAAAGGAGCUUUUAAAAAAAUAUGUAAGCAACGUUUUUGAAAAUGAAAAAACGUUAUACAUUUACUGCAAAUAUGUAAUGCUGCACUACGGAAAGGAUCUAGUAAAUCCAAAUGAGGUGGACUCUCUAGAAUUCCAGAUCAUCAACGGAGGUAUCACCAACAUUUUAAUAAAAGUGAAGGACAUGUCGAAGCAAGCCAAGUACCUCAUAAGACUUUAUGGACCCAAAACGGACGAAAUUAUUAACAGGGAAAGAGAAAAAAAAAUCUCCUGCAUUUUAUAUAAUAAAAAUAUAGCCAAAAAAAUAUACGUUUUUUUUACCAACGGGAGAAUUGAGGAAUUCAUGGAUGGCUAUGCUCUUUCCAGGGAGGAUAUAAAAAACCCAAAGUUCCAGAAACUCAUUGCCAAGAAUCUGAAGCUCCUACAUGAUAUCAAGUUGAAUGAAAAUUUGUAUAAAGAGCUUCAAGUGACUCAGAAGGUUCCUGGGACCAGACCGUCCUUCCUGUGGAAUACCAUCUGGAAAUACUUUCAUCUGCUGAAUGAAGAGCGGAAGAAGAUCUGCUCCUUCGAUGCAAAGGCGAACAUUUUGAAGCUCAUCGAUUUUGACGUCCUGCGCGACAGCAUUGUUGAGGUGGAGAGCCUCUGCAAGAGGGAGAACUCCCCCAUUGUCCUGUGCCAUUGCGAUUUGCUCUCCUCCAACAUUAUUAACACCGUGGGGGGGGGAGAAGCAGGCGAAUUAGGCGAAGCGGGAGAAACGGGCGAAGGGGGAGAAACAGGCGAAGGGGGAGAAACAGGCGAAGGGGGAGAAACAGGCGAAGGGGGCGAAGGGGACAGCAUCUCCUUCAUCGAUUUCGAGUACUCCUGCCCCAUGGAGCGCGCCUACGACAUCGCCAACCACUUUAACGAGUACGCGGGAUUCAACUGCGACUGGGACUUAACUCCCUCCAAGGAGGAGGAAUAUCAUUUUAUAAUGCACUACCUGGGCACGGAUGAUGAGGAAUUAAUUAAUCAGCUCAUUCGGGAAAUCCAACCCUUUUACAUCUGCUCGCACAUCAACUGGGGUCUCUGGUCCCUCCUGCAAGGCAUGCACUCCUCCAUUGAUUUUGACUUCAUAAACUACGGCAUGACUCGCCUCACUGCGUCCUGCCUGCCCAUCUUCAGGUCCAAGGUGUCCGGGGGGCGCAGCGAGGCGGCGUCGCCGCGCUGUCUCGACGAUUAG
Plasmodium vivax (malaria parasite P. vivax) is the source of this 1422-nucleotide messenger RNA. RefSeq names its product ethanolamine kinase, putative. The record is from RefSeq and is a predicted model, not a curated record. Gene Ontology annotation, molecular function: ethanolamine kinase activity; choline kinase activity. Gene Ontology annotation, cellular component: cytoplasm. The coding region runs from base 1 to 1422 and encodes 473 amino acids. NCBI's taxonomy places the organism in Eukaryota, Apicomplexa, Aconoidasida, Haemosporida, Plasmodiidae. Gene Ontology annotation, biological process: phosphatidylethanolamine biosynthetic process; phosphatidylcholine biosynthetic process. The transcript has a single exon.